Helianthus annuus (common sunflower) is the source of this 1097-nucleotide messenger RNA. Its product is annotated as transcription factor bHLH18. NCBI's taxonomy places the organism in Eukaryota, Viridiplantae, Streptophyta, Magnoliopsida, Asterales, Asteraceae. The record is from RefSeq and is a predicted model, not a curated record. Gene Ontology annotation, molecular function: protein dimerization activity. The transcript has 4 exons. Bases 1 to 939 code for a protein of 312 amino acids.
AUGGCCCUUGAUCUGUCGUCAAUGUGGUUACCCGAACUGGAAAUGGAGAAUCGAGGGUUCAUGAAUCAAGAUGAUAUGAGCAAACCAUACGAUAUUGAGGAUAAACUAAAUGUUAAUCAUUAUGACAUCGAUAGUUUUACCGACAGAUCUUUCCAGACUCCAACUAGCUUUGAAGAACAGUUUGAAAUGAAACCGGCUAGUUAUAGUUACAAGGCUAGUAGUAUUAACACAAUGUGUCAAACUCCCAAGGCCGUGGCUGCUACUAGUGUUUCAUCCUCCAACACUUUCACUAUAUCUUUUGGAGAACUAAUCCCUAAAGAACUCGGUAUUGAAGUUUCUGGGACAGGAAAGGUUCAGACCAUGGCCAUGGCUCCAGUUCAGGUUCAAGAUCAUGUGUUGGCUGAGAGGAAGAGAAGAGAAAAGUUAAACCGACAACUGAUUGCUUUGUCUGCCCUCCUUCCUAACCUUAAGAAAAUGGAUAAGGCUUCUGUGUUGGAAGACACAACAAAUUACAUAAGAGAGCUUCAAGAUCGCGUGAAGGAACUCGAGGGAUUGUCACUCAUUAAGAGGAAGGAAGCUAAAGAAUGUAUUAUUGCAUCAAAGAAAUCUAGGAUUAGAGGAGAUGACGACGGCACCUCAUCUUCGAAUGAAACAAACUCUGCAGACUGUUGUGCAGAUGAUGACUCUAGCAAAUCGUCUACUGAGAUCGAAGUGCGGAUGUCCGGAAGCAGUGUGCUAGUAACAAUCCAGUCCCAGAAAAACCCCUCUUUGCUAGGGAAAGUGCUAAGCAUGAUGCAGAAACUUGGGCUAUCCAUAAGCAGUAGCAGCGCCAUGCCUUUUGCUAAUACAACUACUCUUAUAACCAUUGUCGCUCAGAUUGAGGGCGACUUCUUUAUAACAGCAACGGAUCUCAUCAAGAAACUUCAACUAGCUUUAUGAAAUUCAAUUACAUUCAACUACAAGUUCAUGAUAUCCACUUUGAGGUUGUUGAUAGGUUUAUGUACUUGUUUUUUUCACUUUAGGAUGAACGUUGAGAACACCAUUCUCAUCCCAAUCAUUGUUUUGUUUUUGUUUUUAAUAUUCUUAAGGACAGUUGA